Molecule: messenger RNA, 497 nt
Organism: Gigantopelta aegis
Lineage: Eukaryota; Metazoa; Mollusca; Gastropoda; Neomphalida; Peltospiridae
Exons: 3
Coding region: 120-497 (125 amino acids)
Source: RefSeq, a predicted model, not a curated record
UGAUGUCGAGGCGACAGACAAUCACGUGACGUUGAAGCUAUUAUUAUCUGGCGCUGUCAAUACGAUUUCUCAAUCUAUACGUCGAUAGAAGUUCGGUGAUGUUAUUGUAAUUUAUUAAAAUGACUUCAACAAAAUAUGCUAGUCAGUUUAUUGCACAUAGUUCCGGUAUUAGAGACGAAACACCACAAAUGGCAAGAAUGAUAUUUUCAGGACCGGACUACGUCCGAGACCAGUGCGUGACGGUCAACACGGAUCACAGACAGGUGGGCAUCGGCGACCAGUCCAGGGAACUGACCAGCGAGCUCAGCUACCUCUGGAGGGCGGCUCCCAACACACCCUUCCCGCGUUCAAGGGCGAGCCAAGUCGGGGAGAUAGGGUGGGGCAUCCAGUUCUUCACCGACUGGUCCCUCCAGCAAACAGGCGAACAGAUCAUGAUGGGCGAAUUCCGUCGAGCGAUAGAAGACGUAUAUACGCACAGACUACAGAAUCCACGGUAA